CUUAAUUUUGAUUUAGGUUUUAUUAUAAAACAUUUUUUUUUCACAAUAAAACACUUUUUUAGUUUUUUCUGUCAAAAAAAGAAGAAGUGCGAAAUAAAAUCAUGUCAACAGCUUUUUUGUUUACAAUUAUAUUGAUACUGAAUAAAGCAAGAUUUUGUGAAGCCAUCAUCUAUAAUCUUAUUGAGAACCACGUAACUGAAUCAUUUAAAGGAAACAAACUUACAGUUAUUCCAAAACUUUAUGAACAGUUUUUAGUAACAUUUGAUUUUCAACAAAAUGAAUUUCCAUUAUUAGAUUGGUACAGUAUUCUUCAACUCACAAUUGGAAAUAAUGAUUAUAAUUUUGGCAAUCGUAUACCAAGCAUUUAUUUAUCUCCGAAUAAAGAAAUAGAGAUUUGCUUUACUGUAAGCAAUAAUUUCGAAGAUAAUUGCUUCGUAAUACCAACGCAAUAUAAGUUAAACCAAUGGAUAAAAUUGGAAAUUAGUCAAUUUUGGAAUUGCAGUCAUUAUGUGUACUCAAUAAAAAUGAAUGGCAUUUGUGUGCAUUCUAAAAUUAACUACAACUUUCGAGCUUUUCAAAAUGUUAUUGUAUAUACUUCAAGUCCAUGGUACGAAACAAAGGCUUUCAUAAAAAACCUUAUUAUUAUUAGUGGCAACAUAAGUUCAUGGAUAUCAUGGAGCAGUUGGUCUACUUUCAGUACUGUUUAUGAUUAUGGAGAAAUAAACAGAACAAGAGUGUGCAAUCCAUCACAACCUGCACCAUGUUGUAAAGGCAGCAGCACUGAAGUAAAAGAAUGCAUUGUAAAAACAUAUUCAGAUUUUUCCAAGUCCUUAUGGAAUGUUUCCAAUGUAGUCACUCUAAAUGGAUAUAGUUUAAGAAUGAACUUGGAGAUUUAUCCCGUAUUUAAAGUAAUAUUAAAUGCUUAUUUGGAAUUUGAGUAUUUCUUGCCACCAUAUUUUUACUUUACAACUGAAAAUGUAAUUCAAGGUUUUGUUAGGUCUGAUGCCAAUCGUAUGAAGUACUUUUUCAAUGGAAGUAUCGAUUCCUUUCAAUCAUUUAAUUACAGUUUUACAGCAACUAUUCUUUGUACUAAAUGCCCUAUACCAGGAACGUUUACCAUGGACAUUCCAUUGAAAGUAUCAACUCAAGUGGAACUUGGUUACCAAAUAACAUUUUUUAAAACAUUUCGAGUUAUAGUUGAAUGUUUUAGGACUUUCAAAAUUCCAUUUGUUAGCGAGAAAAAUGUUCUUAAAGAAAGUUAUGGACGUGGUCUUUAUUGGGAUGUUGAAAACUUUUACAUUUAUGUCUGUAUGAACCAACAAUUUUCAAGUACACAAGUGGCAUGUUAUUUUUCAAAAGAUGAAGGAAAUUCAUGGUUCGAGCUAGAUGUACGUAUUGGUUCUGUUCUCGGUCACCACUCAAUAACUAAACAACUAUAUGCAAUCCAUCGAAACCAGAAAACAUUCAUGAUGUUUUGUCAGAAAAAAAAAAAAUGGUUAUCAUUGACGAACCAACAAUUUUAUGAUACAGCUUUUGGUUAUAUUGAUGCAUCAAUGCGAAAAGGUAUGGAAGGUGAUUAUGAUCAAACUUACACUUUUGGAUCAAACCAAUGGUUAGGAAACGCUAAAGGUUUGUUUUUUCGAAAGUUUAGUUAUGAUUCCUGGAAACUAAUAUUAAAAUGGUCUUAAUAAUUACCAUCAUGUAUAUUGAAAGGUGUUGUUUGCAUAUAUAAAAGUGGAGAUAUUUUGAUGUAUAUUUGCUUUUUAUAUAUUAUUGCUUUACUUGUCGUUUUUCUCUCCCUUUCUUUUUCUCUCUUUCUCUCUCUCUCUCUCUCUCUCUCU
This is a messenger RNA of Hydra vulgaris (swiftwater hydra), 1841 nucleotides long. RefSeq lists its product as uncharacterized. The record is from RefSeq and is a predicted model, not a curated record. Lineage: Eukaryota; Metazoa; Cnidaria; Hydrozoa; Anthoathecata; Hydridae.